AGGUGCUGCUCCGUCGUCGCCGAAGGUCCACGGCGGGUUUGGACACUAGAGGGCGACCACCAACCCGGUAUAAAUGCUGGGCCCGCGCGGACCUGGCCAUUCGCGACCGGGAGCUGAGCGGGCGCGAGCGAGUAGGGCCUCCGGGUGGGCGGCGGCAGCAGCGGCGCCCCGCGCAGGCUGGAGGCCGCCGAGGCUCGCCAUGCCGGGAGGACUUUAGCUCCCCCAUGGAGUCGGCCGACUUCUACGAGGCGGAGCCGCGGCCCCCGAUGAGCAGCCACCUCCAGAGCCCCCCGCACGCGCCCAGCAGCGCCGCUUUCGGCUUUCUCCGGGGCGCGGGUCCCGCGCAGCCCCCAGCCCCACCUGCCGCCCCGGAGCCGCUGGGCGGCAUCUGCGAACACGAGACGUCCAUCGACAUCAGCGCCUACAUCGACCCGGCCGCCUUCAACGACGAGUUCCUGGCCGACCUGUUCCAGCACAGCCGGCAGCAGGAGAAGGCCAAGGCGGCCGCGGCCCCCGCAGGAGGCGGCGGCGACUUUGACUACCCGGGCGCCCCCGUGGGCCCCGGCGGCGCCGUCAUGCCCGGAGGGGCGCACGGCCCCCCGCCCGGCUACGGCUGCUCGGCGGCCGGCUACCUGGACGGCAGGCUGGAACCCCUGUACGAGCGCGUCGGGGCGCCGGCUCUACGGCCGCUGGUGAUCAAGCAGGAGCCGCGCGAGGAGGACGAGGCGAAGCAGCUGGCGCUGGCCGGCCUCUUUCCCUACCAGCCUCCGCCGCCGCCGCCACCACAGCACUCACACCCGCCGCCCGCUCACCUGGCCGCCCCGCACCUGCAGUUCCAGAUCGCGCACUGCGGCCAGACCACCAUGCACCUGCAGCCCGGCCACCCCACGCCGCCGCCCACGCCCGUGCCCAGCCCGCACCCAGCGCCCGCGCUCGGCGCCGCUGGCCUGCCAGGCCCCGGCGGCGCGCUCAAGGGGCUGGCCGUCGGGCACCCAGACAUCCGCGCGGGCGGCGGCGGCGGCGGCGGCGGCGGCGCGGGCAAAGGCAAGAAGUCCGUGGACAAGAACAGCAACGAGUACCGGGUGCGGCGCGAGCGCAACAACAUCGCGGUGCGCAAGAGCCGGGACAAGGCCAAGCAGCGCAACGUGGAGACGCAGCAGAAGGUGCUGGAGCUGACCAGUGACAAUGACCGCCUGCGCAAGCGGGUGGAACAACUGAGCCGCGAACUGGACACGCUGCGGGGCAUCUUCCGCCAGCUGCCUGAGAGCUCCCUGGUCAAGGCCAUGGGCAACUGCGCGUGAGGCGCGCGGCGGCGGGACCGCCCUGGGCCGGCCGCUGGCUGGGACCCAGGGAGUGGUUUCGGGUCGCCGGAUCUCAAGACUGCCCGAGCCGCGCAAGCCAGGACUAGGAGAUUCCGGUGCAGCCUGAGAGCCUGGCCUGCCGCGCGUACCCCUGGCCUUCCUCUGCGCCCGACACGGUGCGUCUAAGAUGAGGGGUCAGACAGAGAGGAGAAGCUCCGUGGGGCAGAGCCGGGAGCCCGGCAACUCUAGUAUUAAAGGAAUAACCCUGUGCCUUGGAAACGCAAACUCACGGCUCCGAUUCCUACCGAGUAGGGGGAGCAAAUACGUGCCUUGUCAUUUUAUUUGGAGGGUUCCUGACCUCGCGAGAGAAGAAGGGGUGCAGGCCCCCCCCAACCCCCGGCAGGAGGAAGGUUCAGGGAGCAGAGAUCCCGAUAAGCCGGCCCCAGCCGCUCCUGAGCGCCUAUCCUUGGAGGGGAGGAAACACAGGGACUUGGGGCUUUGAACCUAAGGUUGUUCCCCUAGUUCUACAUGAAGGUGGAGGGUCCCUAGUUCCUUGCCUCUAAACUCCCAGCCUGCAACAGGCUGGGCUCUUCUGGGCAGAACUCACCGAGAUGGGCGUCACCGGGUGACCAGUGGGAGCCUCCCGCCCCCAGUCAGAUCAGAAAGCCAGGUCGUGGGUUAGGUAUGAGGUCGUGGGUUAGGUAUGAGGACGUGUGUUCAUGGGAGUGGUGGCCUGGUGGGAGAGGGGGACCUAGAGAUCUGGUCUAGGGGUUAGCAGGGGGGUGGUGAAGGGACACUGGGACCAUCAGCCUUGUCUGUACUGUAUGUCGCCAGCGUUGCCAUACAAACAUGAAGCACAAUCAGUCCAUCCCAGAGGGACCGAAGUUAUGAGAAGCUUUCCAAAUAUUUUGCUUUAUCAGCCGAUAUCAACACUUGUAUCUGGCCUCUCUGUGUCCCAGCGGUGCCUUGUGCAAUGUGCAUGUGCACGUCUAUGCUAAACCACCAUUUUAUUUGGUUUUUGUUUUGUUUUGGUUUUGCUCAGAUACUUGCCAAAAUGAGACUCUCCGUCAGCCGCUGCAGGGAGGGUCUGCGGCUCUCUUGCCUUUUGGUUUUGGGAUUGCUUUUGCUCCCAGGGGAACCGAAGAGGUGAGGUGGGCCUCCGCUUUCCCCUCAGCUUUCCUUGGGGGUGGCUGUGGGCCUCGGUCCCCUCCAGCCCGGGCUGCCCACAGCUUUGUCCCCCGCAGAGGCCCUGGCUCCCGGUCUGGAAGGGAGGCGUCCUCAGCCAGCACUCACAGAUCAGAUCGCUGGGCCUGGGAGCAGGGAAGGCUGGCUUGGUUCUCUUCUUUGGGGAGAACAUAGAGUUUCAUGCUAGAUGUUUUAUGUAUUAUAUC
Molecule: messenger RNA, 2692 nt
Organism: Globicephala melas (long-finned pilot whale)
Lineage: Eukaryota; Metazoa; Chordata; Mammalia; Artiodactyla; Delphinidae
Gene: CEBPA
Product: CCAAT enhancer binding protein alpha
Biological process (GO): regulation of transcription by RNA polymerase II; DNA-templated transcription
Molecular function (GO): RNA polymerase II cis-regulatory region sequence-specific DNA binding; DNA-binding transcription factor activity, RNA polymerase II-specific
Source: RefSeq, a predicted model, not a curated record